Molecule: messenger RNA, 873 nt
Organism: Solanum stenotomum
Lineage: Eukaryota; Viridiplantae; Streptophyta; Magnoliopsida; Solanales; Solanaceae
Exons: 2
Coding region: 1-873 (290 amino acids)
Biological process (GO): DNA integration
Molecular function (GO): nucleic acid binding
Source: RefSeq, a predicted model, not a curated record
AUGCUUCACGGACCGUUCCCUCCAUCAAAUGGAAAUCAAUAUAUACUUGUGGUUGUGGACUAUGUGUCCAAGCGGGUUAAGGAAGUAGCUUUGCCUACUAAUUAUGCGAAAGUGGUGCUGAAGUUUAUGAAAAAGCAUAUCUUUACUCGAUUUGGAACUUCUAGAGCAAUAAUCAGUGGUGGGGGGACACACUUCAUAAAUCAAUUGGUGAAUAAUGUCUUAGCUAAAUAUGGAGUAAGGGAUGAGGUAGCUACAACGUAUCACCCUCAAACUAGUGGCCAAGUAGAAGUAUCAAACCAGGAGGUGAAGCAGAUUCUACAGAAAAUAGUGAAUGCCCAAUGGAAAGAUUUGGCAAUGAAGCUUGAUGAUGCAUUAUGGGCGUACAGGACCACCUAUAAGACACCAAUAGGUACUUCUCCCUAUCACUUGGUGUUUGGUAAAGUGUGUCACCUUCCAGUUGAAUUUGAACAUCAAGCUUACUGGGCAGUGAAAAAGUUGAAUCUGGAUUCGGAACUAGCCGAGAGAAAAAGGAUGGGUCAGCUACAUAAAUUAGAGAAAUUAAGACUCCAUGCCUAUGAAAAUGCUAAGCUCUAUAAGGAGAAGACUAAACGAUGGAAUGAUAAGCAUAUGGUGCCCCAACUUUUUGAGCCUGGGCAAAAGGUAUUAUUGUUUAACUCUAGAUUGCGGUUGUUUCCAGUUAAGUUGAAGCCAAAAUGGAGCGGACCAUUUGAGGUGGUGCGCAUGACCGACCACGAAGCUGUAGAGUUAUGGAAUGAAGGUAACCAAUCCACGUAUCGUGAAUGGAUAGAGGGUGAAGCAUUAUUUCGAACAAGAGGUGGAUCGAGAAGAAGAAAGUUUGGAGCUGAGCAAUGA